Molossus molossus (Pallas's mastiff bat) is the source of this 560-nucleotide messenger RNA. Its product is annotated as double-headed protease inhibitor, submandibular gland-like. NCBI's taxonomy places the organism in Eukaryota, Metazoa, Chordata, Mammalia, Chiroptera, Molossidae. Gene Ontology annotation, molecular function: protein binding. The transcript is spliced from 6 exons. Bases 48 to 452 code for a protein of 134 amino acids. The record is from RefSeq and is a predicted model, not a curated record.
ACUUGGUCCCUCUGAGCAGCAUAUCUCUAGCACCCUCACUUAUCAUCAUGAUGAAGACCAUCACUGCUUUAGCUCUUCUUAGCCUGGCAGCCACUACCUGGGCUGUCUCUCUACCUGGGACGGAGGUGGUUUGCUCCAAAUACUUGAGAAACAGCUUUCAGCUUGCCUGCUCAAGGGAGCUGAACCCAAUAUGCGGCAUAGAUAAUCGUGUUUACAGUAAUGAAUGCAUGUACUGUCUCCUGAACCAAGAAAAAGGACUUACACUCAGAAAACUUCAUGAUGGAAAAUGUAUUGAGUGCACCCAUUUUUCUGAUGCCUGCACCAUGGAGUAUAUACCGCACUGUGGAUCUGAUGGUGUGGUGUACGCCAACAAGUGUUUGUUUUGCAACGGUGUUGUGAAGAGCCGUGGUGCACUUUAUUUGGCAAAUUAUGGAUCAUGCAAGUCUCCCUGAUGCUCAAGGGCAACAAGCUUCCUUUAGCAGAUUCCACGUAGAGAACCAGUUUCCCUGGGAUACUGUAGGGGGCAAACAUAUGGAUUUGAUUUUUCAAUAAAAGAAUCU